CCAGCCCGCCCGGGGCGGCGGCGCAGAGCCGGGCCGGCGCACGAGGCAGCCAGCGCGGCCAUGACGGCGGAGAAGGCGCUGCCCCUGGGCAAUGGGAAGGCUGCCGAGGAGGCGCGGGAGACUGAAGCGCUCGGUGGUAGCGGCGGCAGCGGUGGCGUCGGCAGCGGGGGCGCGGCGCCCGCGCGCGACCCGCGCGACAAGCGCGACAAGGCUGUCCACGAGCGUGGCCAGUGGAACAACAAGGUGGAGUUCGUGCUGAGCGUGGCCGGGGAGAUUAUCGGGCUGGGCAACGUGUGGCGGUUUCCCUACCUGUGCUACAAGAACGGAGGAGGGGCAUUCCUGAUUCCCUAUGUGGUAUUUUUUAUUUGCUGUGGAAUUCCUGUCUUUUUCCUGGAAACGGCUCUGGGGCAAUUCACAAGUGAAGGAGGCAUUACGUGUUGGAGGAAAGUCUGCCCUUUAUUUGAAGGAAUUGGCUAUGCAACGCAGGUGAUUGAGGCCCAUCUAAAUGUGUAUUACAUCAUCAUCCUGGCAUGGGCCAUUUUCUACCUGAGCAACUGCUUUACCACGGAGCUCCCCUGGGCUACCUGUGGGCAUGAGUGGAACACAGAGAAUUGCGUGGAGUUCCAGAAACUGAAUGUGAGCAACUACAGCCAUGUGUCCCUGCAGAACGCCACCUCCCCCGUCAUGGAGUUUUGGGAGCGCCGGGUCCUGGCCAUCUCUGAUGGGAUCGAGCACAUUGGGAACCUCCGCUGGGAGCUGGCCUUGUGUCUCCUGGCAGCCUGGACCAUCUGCUACUUCUGUAUCUGGAAGGGGACCAAGUCGACAGGAAAGGUUGUGUACGUCACUGCGACAUUCCCCUACAUCAUGCUUCUGAUCCUGCUGAUCCGAGGGGUGACGUUGCCAGGGGCCUCUGAAGGCAUCAAGUUCUACCUGUACCCUGAUCUCUCCCGGCUCUCAGACCCACAGGUGUGGGUCGAUGCCGGGACGCAGAUCUUCUUCUCCUACGCCAUCUGCCUGGGCUGCCUGACUGCUCUGGGAAGCUAUAACAAUUACAACAACAACUGCUACAGGGACUGCAUCAUGCUCUGUUGCCUGAACAGCGGCACCAGCUUCGUGGCCGGGUUUGCCAUCUUCUCAGUCCUGGGCUUCAUGGCAUACGAGCAGGGGGUACCCAUUGCCGAGGUGGCAGAGUCAGGUCCCGGCCUGGCCUUCAUCGCCUAUCCAAAGGCUGUCACCAUGAUGCCUCUCUCCCCGCUGUGGGCCACCCUGUUCUUCAUGAUGCUCAUCUUUCUGGGCCUGGACAGCCAGUUUGUGUGCGUGGAAAGCCUGGUGACCGCCGUGGUGGACAUGUACCCCAAGGUCUUCCGGAGGGGCUAUCGUCGGGAGCUGCUUAUCCUGGCCCUGUCGGUCAUCUCCUAUUUUCUGGGCCUCGUGAUGCUAACAGAGGGAGGCAUGUACAUCUUCCAGCUGUUUGACUCCUAUGCGGCCAGCGGGAUGUGCCUUCUCUUCGUGGCCAUCUUCGAGUGUGUCUGCAUCGGCUGGGUGUAUGGAAGCAACCGGUUCUAUGAUAACAUUGAAGACAUGAUUGGCUACCGGCCACUGUCGCUCAUCAAAUGGUGCUGGAAGAUCGUGACCCCUGGGAUCUGCGCGGGCAUCUUCAUCUUCUUCCUGGUCAAGUACAAGCCCCUGAAGUACAACAACGUCUACACCUACCCUGCCUGGGGCUACGGCAUCGGCUGGCUCAUGGCCUUGUCCUCCAUGCUCUGCAUCCCGCUCUGGAUCUUCAUCAAGCUGUGGAAGACAGAGGGCACGCUGCCCGAGAAAUUCCGGAAGUUGACAGUCCCCAGCGCCGAUCUGAAAAUGCGGGGCAAGCUUGGGGCAGGCCCACGGACGACGGUGAUGGUUAAUGACUGUGACGCCAAGCUCAAGGGUGACGGCACCAUCGCCGCCAUCACAGAAAAGGAGACGCACUUCUGAGCCACCUCCCGCCACCUCAAUGCUUCUUCUCAUUUCUUCUCUUCCCUCCCGUGU
Messenger RNA from Marmota flaviventris (yellow-bellied marmot), 2031 nucleotides. It is a transcript of the gene Slc6a11, whose product is annotated as solute carrier family 6 member 11. Gene Ontology annotation, cellular component: cell projection; plasma membrane. Lineage: Eukaryota; Metazoa; Chordata; Mammalia; Rodentia; Sciuridae. The record is from RefSeq and is a predicted model, not a curated record. Gene Ontology annotation, biological process: amino acid transport; sodium ion transmembrane transport; neurotransmitter transport. Gene Ontology annotation, molecular function: gamma-aminobutyric acid:sodium:chloride symporter activity.